This is a messenger RNA of Saprolegnia parasitica CBS 223.65, 531 nucleotides long. RefSeq lists its product as hypothetical. Lineage: Eukaryota; Oomycota; Saprolegniomycetes; Saprolegniales; Saprolegniaceae. The transcript has 3 exons. The coding region runs from base 1 to 531 and encodes 176 amino acids. The record is from RefSeq and is a predicted model, not a curated record. Gene Ontology annotation, molecular function: peptidyl-prolyl cis-trans isomerase activity. Gene Ontology annotation, biological process: protein folding; protein peptidyl-prolyl isomerization. Gene Ontology annotation, cellular component: intracellular membrane-bounded organelle.
AUGUCGCUCAAGCUCUUGACGCUCGUGGCGCUCGCGCUCGUGGGCAUGGCCGUCGGCGCCAAGUCGCCCAAGAUCACCAACCAAGUCUACUUUGACAUCAAGAUCGGCAACCGCGAUGCGGGCCGCAUCGUCAUGGGCCUCUACGGCAAGACGACGCCCAAGACGGUCGAGAACUUCCGCGCGCUCUGCACGGGCGAGAAGGGCACGGGCACGAAGGGCAAGCCGCUGUGGUACAAGGACAGCGCGUUCCACCGCAUCAUCCCGGACUUUAUGAUCCAAGGCGGCGACUUUACGCAUGGCACAGGCACGGGCGGCGAAUCGAUUUACGGCGACCGCUUUGACGACGAGAACUUUAAGCUCAAGCACGAAGGCCCCGGCACGCUCUCGAUGGCCAACGCCGGCCCAACAGCAACGGCUCGCAACCUCGUGGCCGUCGAGAAGAUCGGGUCGGGCUCGGGCACGCCGUCGGAGCGCGUGACGAUCGCCAACUCGGGCGAGCUCCUCGGCGACGACCUCAUCGACGUCGAGUAA